AUGCCGGUCCGCAAUCACUCAAGGCCCGCCCUCACUCCCGUCAAACUCUCUCUCCCGUCGCGCUCUCACUCCCAUCGCUCUCUCACUCCCACAACGCUCUCACUCCCGUCGCUCUUUACUCCCGUCGCUCUCUCACUCCCGUCGCGCUCUCACUCCCGUCGCUCUCUCACUCCCGUCGCGCUCUCACUCCCGUCGCUCUCUCACUCCCGUCGCUCUCUCACUCCCGUCGCGCUCUCACUCCCGUCGCGCUCUCACUCCCGUCGCUCUCUCACUCCUGUCGCGCUCUCACUCCCGCCGCGCUCUCACUCCCGUCGCUCUCUCACUCCCGUCGCGCUCUCACUACCGUCGCUCUCUCACUUCCGUCGCGCUCUCACUCCCUUCGCUCUCUCGCUUCCGUCGCGCUCUCACUUCCGUCGCUCUCUCGGUGACUGUCGCGCUCUCACUCCCGUCACCCACGCACGUCGCUCGCACAUGUCGCUCACACGUGACACACACGACUCACUAGCACAUGUCGCUCAUAUCUGCUCCUCUCCCCCUCUUCCCCCUUUGCGCCCUUCCCCGUUUCUCCUCUUACCAUCUUCUUCUGUCACUCACACACGUCACACACGACAUGCUCACACAUGUUCCCAUCUCCCCUCUCCUCCCUUUCCCUCUCCGCUCCUCUCCUCCCUUCCCUCUCUUUCCCCCUCCUUCCCUUCUGUGUCUUCGCCUCGCCGCCCCUCCCACUCAUCCCCUCUCCUUCCUUUCCCUCUCGUCUUUUCUCCUUCCUUCCAUCUGUCCAUUCUCUUUCCUCCUUCCUUACUCACUCCCGGGGGCGGGAGGGGGGCAGGAGGGGGAUGGGAGGGGGGAUGGGAGGGGGGGGCGGGAGGGUGGAUGGGAGGGGGAUGGGAGGGGGAUGGGAGGGGGAUGGGAGGGGGAUGGGAGAUUGAUGGGAGGGUGAUGGGAGGGGGAUGGGAGGGGGGAUGGGAGGGGGGAUGGGAGGGGGAUGGGAGGGGGAUGGGAGGGGGGAUGAGAGGGGGGCGGGAGGGUGGAUGGGAGGGGGAUGGGAGGGGGGCGGGAGGGGGGAUGGGAGGGGGAUGGGAGGGGGGCGGGAGGGGGAUGGGAGGGGGAUGGGAGGGGGAUGGGAGGGGGAUGGGAGGGGGAUGGGAGGGGGGUGGGAGGCGGAUGGGAGGGGGAUGGGAGGGGGAUGGGAGGGGGAUGGGAGGGGGAUGGGAGGGGGGAUGGGAGGGGGAUGGGUGGGGGGUGGGAGGGCGAUGGGAGGAGGGCGGGAGGGUGGAUGGGAGGGGGAUGGGAGGGGGAUGGAGGGGGAUGGGAGGGGGAUGGGAGGGGGAUGGGAGGGGGAUGGGAGGGGGGUGGGAAGGGGGUGGGAGGGGGAUGGGAGGGGGGUGGGAGGGGGAUGGGAGGGGGAUGGGAGGGGGAUGGGAGGGGGAUGGGAGGUUGAUGGGAGGGGGGGUGGGAGGGGGGAUGGUAGGGGGAUGGGAGGGGGAUGGGAGGGGGAUGGGAGGGGAUGGGAUGGGGAUGGGAGGGGGACAGGAGGGGGAUGGGAGGGGGAUGGGAGGGCGAUGGGAGGGGGAUGGGAAGGGGAUGGGAAAGGGAUGGGAGGGCGACGGGAGGGUGAUGGGAGGGGGACAGGAGAGCGAUGGGCGGGGGACGGGAGGGGGAUGGGAGGUCGAACGGGAGGGGGAAGCCGAGGGCGACGGGAGGGAGAAGUGA
This is a messenger RNA of Closterium sp. NIES-65, 1713 nucleotides long. NCBI's taxonomy places the organism in Eukaryota, Viridiplantae, Streptophyta, Zygnematophyceae, Desmidiales, Closteriaceae. The record is from the annotation of a GenBank genome assembly.